Messenger RNA from Zerene cesonia (dogface butterfly), 1602 nucleotides. RefSeq names its product para-nitrobenzyl esterase-like. The record is from RefSeq and is a predicted model, not a curated record. Bases 1 to 1602 code for a protein of 533 amino acids. Lineage: Eukaryota; Metazoa; Arthropoda; Insecta; Lepidoptera; Pieridae. The transcript has 3 exons.
AUGGUAGUGUAUACUCAAAGUUUUGCUGAAACUGAUACAUGGACUGUGAACAUUAUCCAAGGUCCCGUAAAAGGCUAUAAGCCAUCAGGAUGGGAUUUAUUUGAAUUUCACGGUAUACCAUAUGCAACAGCUCCCACAGGACAAGACCGUUUUAAGGCUCCUUUGCCAGCUCCAACAUGGGAGAAAACUUUCGAAGCUGUAGAGAAAAACAUAAUAUGUCCGCAAAGCAGCAACAGUAUAGCAAACGUGAUUGAUGCGAAAGUCCGUGAAAAUUGUCUUAUUUCCACUUUAUAUGUACCGCACACGAACAAAACUAAUUUGCCAGUUUUAGUAUUUGUUCAUGGGGGAGCUUUUCAAAAUGGAUUCGCUGAUAGAAGUUCAGCGCGAAAUUUAGUACAGAGCAAAGAUAUUAUUGUUGCUAUGUUUAAUUACCGAUUAGGCGCACAUGGAUUCUUAUGCCUCGGUACGGAGAAUGCGCCAGGGAAUGCCGGUAUAAAAGACCAAGUAGCAUAUCUACGUUGGGUACAGGAAAAUAUUGCCUAUUUUGGAGGAAAUCCAGAUGAUGUCACUGUUUACGGUAACAGUGCUGGUGGUAGAGCAGUAGACCUUCUUGCUAUAUCUCACGUAACCGAAGGAUUAUUUAAAGCCAUGAUUGCAGAUAGUGGUAUAACAUUGGGUGCGUCAACUGUCCAAGUAAAUCCCAUAGAAAACGCAAAAACUUUCGCGAACCUUUUAAAUUAUACCGGUUCUUAUGAUAUAAGAAGUUUAGAACAAUUUUACUUAAAUGCAUCUUACGAUUUGUUAACAUCAGUAGAUACAACGAGAUUGGUUGAUUUUCUAUUUUCACCAUGCAUUGAAAAAAAUGUUGGACAAGAAAUAUUUUUAGAGGAAAGUCCUUUUGAAACGCUAAAAAGGGGAGAUUUCCGUAAGAUUCCUAUAUUGUACGGUUAUACUGAAUUUGAAGGCACCUUUCGGCUAGGUGUAUUUGGACAAUGGCAAGAUUCGCUGAUUAAGAAUUUACCAGACUUCUUACCUCAUGACUUACAAUUUCCGACUGAAGAAGAAAAAUUGAAUAUAGCUCAAAAAGUCAAAUCUUAUUAUUUUGGUAACGAAGAAGUUAUAAGCAAUGAAAACAUUUUACUGUUCAUCGACUACUUCACCGAUACAAUGUACGUUUAUCCAAUGUUAAGAGCGAUAAAAUUGCAAUUGGAAGCUGGUCAUGAAAAUAUUUACUUGUACGAAUAUUCGUUUGUAUCAGAAGAAUCACCGAUGAUGCCAUUUAUAAAUAAACAAGGAGCAUUUCAUAGUGCUCAGACAGGAGUUAUUCUGGAUUCUAAUGAUGAGACAAAUAUUUCUACUGAAUUAAAAAAUAUGAAAAGCAUCAUGCGCGACAUGUGGUAUGAUUUUAUAACUUCUGGGGCACCUGUACCAGAAGGUUCAAGUACUGCUGAGUGGCCAGCAGCAAAAUUAAACAAUAUAAAACUGAUGUCUUUGAAUCAGACGAUAACUUUGGAGCGCCUUCAGCACAGAUCACUCUUCUGGGAAGAUAUUUAUGACAAAUAUUAUUUAAACCCAAUCGCCCCAAGCGCUGACGCCGAAUAA